AUGGCAUCUUCUCCAGGACAAGGCCCUGGUGGGCCAUGGAACCAUACCACGUCCAACUUUGUGCGUGCCGAUGAUCUGGAGCGUCGAAUGGACGCCAAGUCCGAGCAAAAUUCGCUGGUUGCCGAGAAACAGCAGUCCAACAGAUGGCCCACGCUGUUUGAGAUACUCAACCGCAAGACCCAGUCCCCUGUGGACCUGUGGUCGUUCUACGUUUACAUGAGAGACGGACAAAAGAACAUUGACUACCUGGACUUCUGGAUCGAUACUGUUCAGCACAUGGGUCUUUGUAAGGCUUAUGUGAAGGGACUCAAACAAUCGUUGUUGUUGAAUGAGCGAAUACGAAGUGCCGAUCAGGUGGUGGAGUCCAUGUCUCCUCCAAGAAACCCAGUCUCUGCAAAACGAAACUCGAGCGGCAGCAGAGAGUCCAGAUCGUCGUCGAUGUUGCUGGAUCUGCUUAUGCGUAACAACCUGCUCGAGGAGUUUGAUUCGCGGCGAAUGUCGGCUUUCCUUCGAGGAGAAAGCAGCGUGAGAUCAAGCGAUCCCCAGAUCCACGCCAAGAUCGAUCAAUUGAAACGCAAAUCGCAUAGCUCUGCAGACGACCCGUUGGAUGUGCCAAAGACACCGGUCUCGUCCAAACGUGUCUCGACCAUCAACCCUCAAAUGCUCGAAACAAUGAUCCAGGAGGACAGCGAGCAGUCCAAUAAGUCGUUCAAAGACAGCCACUUUGUCACUCGUGAAAAACUAGCCCAGUCGGCAAACAACAUCGUCCACACGUACUUCCUCCACUCCUCGCCCAAGAAGAUCGUGAUACCUCCGGAAAUGAUCAACUCGGUGGUCCGUUCUGUGCAAAUGGACGCCAGAGACGAUCCCGAGAUCUUUGACGAGUCGCGCGAGUUUGUGUUCAAGGCCAUGGAGCACGAAGCGUAUCCAAACUUUUUGAGAUACCACGCUUUGUCCAACGUGACAUCGCGGUCUGCGAUCUACCGGCUAUUUGGUUCGCUUCUUGCCGGUCUGGGAGCCUUCUGGACCGGCUACACGCUUAUCUUCUUGGACUACCAGCCAAAAAUCAUCCGGUGGGUUGUGAUCUCAUUAGGGUAUCGGUCAGACGUAGAUGGUGGAUGUGUCAACCUGCAUGGCAGAUUGUUGCGGGUAUUCGACUGGGUGGGCGUAGUCUUCCUGGAAGUACGGAUGGAGAAGAGCUCUUUUGGCACUGAUUCUUCCCGCAGGGUCGUAGGUCAGCAGCUGCUCCAAGAGGUCGACGCCGUGGGCGUCCAGGUUUGGCACAGAAUCGGCCAGGUUCUGCUUGGACCAUUUAGGGAAGCUAGGCUUGAAGUCGCUCAAAUAGGUAACGUCGGGCCAGAUCUCCUCGGUUGGGGUUCCCAGAACACGGAAGAUCUUGAAGAUCUGGUCGAUCUCCGAGUCUCCGGCAAACAGCGGCUUGCGGUUGGACAUCUCUGCAAAAAUGCAUCCAAUCGACCACAUAUCCACGCCUGUCGAGUACUGUUUACCACCAAGCAAGAUCUCUGGACUUCUGUACCACAGAGUGACAACCUCGUGAGUGUACGCACGCAGCGGGACGCCAAACGCUCUGGCAAGACCGAAAUCAGCAACCUUGAGGUUACCUUCCUUGUCGAUCAGCAAAUUCUGCGGCUUCAGGUCUCUGUGUAG
Molecule: messenger RNA, 1668 nt
Organism: Ogataea philodendri
Lineage: Eukaryota; Fungi; Ascomycota; Pichiomycetes; Pichiales; Pichiaceae
Exons: 2
Coding region: 1-1668 (555 amino acids)
Biological process (GO): intracellular protein localization
Cellular component (GO): plasma membrane
Source: RefSeq, a predicted model, not a curated record